This is a messenger RNA of Desarmillaria tabescens, 1299 nucleotides long. RefSeq lists its product as uncharacterized. Gene Ontology annotation, biological process: heterochromatin formation; negative regulation of transcription by RNA polymerase II. Gene Ontology annotation, cellular component: ESC/E(Z) complex. The transcript has 7 exons. Lineage: Eukaryota; Fungi; Basidiomycota; Agaricomycetes; Agaricales; Physalacriaceae. Bases 190 to 1131 code for a protein of 313 amino acids. Gene Ontology annotation, molecular function: protein binding; nucleosome binding. The record is from RefSeq and is a predicted model, not a curated record.
GGGACACGGUGCUCCAAUAACAUACUAUAGCCGUCCACCCUAAAUUGCCUCAUCUUUUCUGCACCACUUCCCGGGACUUCUCAACACGAGUGUAUGAUCUCACGUUAAAACCCAAACAGCGGCCGUCGAAUCCUCGUUGGCCUCCGAACAAGCAACCCAGUCUUGCUGGGCCCGCUCAUAGGUCUAGACAUGACCCAGAUAGAAGGUCCUGCAGACGGCGUAGGACGGUGUGUCCUGGUUCUCAUGGGGGGUAGAUCGGGAGGCCAUCAAGGCGAAGUUCUAGGAGCUGAUUUUCAUCCUCGACAACCUCUUCUAGCAACAUGCGGAAUGGAUCGAUUCGUCAAGAUUUGGCACCUCCCUCCGCAGCUAGUCCAACACAAAGCAUCCAAGAAUAACGUCCCUUUGCUCCGACAGGACAAGCCUCUUUUCAGUAGUAGCAGACUGCAUAAAGCACGGGUCAUUUCUGUCUCAUGGUUGGAGGACGAUACGUUACUAUCUCACAGUGCGCCGGCUAUCAUGCGCUUGGAUCCCUCGGAUAUUGGCAACAAGGUCACGUAUAUCGAGCCAGGGACCAUCGUCCUAUGGCGCUGGCUAAGUCUUAACCGGUUUUUUCCCGCAACGAAGCCUCCAGACCAAGAGGUUCUGCGUGGAUGCGCGUCUGACUAUCAACAAAGUGCUUCAUUCAAAAUACUAUCUGUCUACUCCAUUACAGAGUGCGUGGACUCUUACAAUCCACCUCGACUCUCUGUUUUCAGGAGUGAAAAACACUGUCCAAUUAUCCUGUUCACUCGUCCAAACUCCAACACCAUCACCCUGUAUAAUGUUGCCCAUUUUGAGGCCCGUAGUGUGCCGCCAUUCACCUCGGAUGUAGAUGAUGUCGCUGAACUGACAGAAAGGAUGCAGUUGACAGAAGAUGUGAUUGCACGUCUUGUUGAAGAGCAAAAACCAAGUCCGCGAGGGUGGGAAAUCAUGCUCCAGGCACAAGACCGUACAUUUCCCAGAGUCGCUGAUAAUGUGAAGGAAACUCUCGUGUCCUGUUCCAUGGGGUUCGGAGGUCGGGUCAUUGUGGGAACAGGGUCCUUGGGCAGCAUAUGGAUCUGGCGCAGGGGUAAAUUUAGUUAUCUUUGGUGAUCUUGGGCAUGCACAUUGAUAUAUAAUGCUUCAAAGCUUCCAAAGUCUGAAAAGAAGUGAUCCAAUUCCACAGUAAAAGUACGAACAGUAAGUAACGACAUUGCACUCUUAUAUAUAUACACAAAAAAGAAAAUCUUCUGCCGCCAGUGCACCUCCGUUGACUUGUAA